Molecule: messenger RNA, 1778 nt
Organism: Tripterygium wilfordii
Lineage: Eukaryota; Viridiplantae; Streptophyta; Magnoliopsida; Celastrales; Celastraceae
Product: protein ULTRAPETALA 2-like
Exons: 6
Coding region: 973-1674 (233 amino acids)
Cellular component (GO): nucleus; cytosol
Source: RefSeq, a predicted model, not a curated record
UUUCCAAUGACUCUUCCAGCUUCUCAAGUACUGGAAGUGGCAAUUAGUUGUGAUUCGCCCUGUUUUCUGCUUUUGGCAGGGAAUUAUGCUUGAUAUUCUUCUGGCGCUCGGUGUAAUUUGAUCCCAUGAUAAUUUCUGGCUUGAUGUGGAGCAUCUUGAAGAAGCACUCCAGAACGUAUUGGUGUGCAUUGAAAUGGUUUUCUUUUCUGCCAGUGAGCAGCAUGCGAACAGUGUUAAAGGUUAUUCGUACUCUAUAUAGCAUAGCAUUAAGGGUAUUCAUCUGUCCUUAAUUCAGUUGAAAGUCCACCAUGGUGAUUUAAUUGUCUAUGAACAUUUGUGAAAAAUAAUCCAUGAGCAAUGCUUAUCUUAUUUAGGCUAAUGUAAUGAUUACUUUUUGUUCUUUUAAACUCUUAAUUAACAACAUGACAAUUUGUGAUUUUGUCAUUGACCUUAAUUUCAGUUUCAUUUUUCAAAUGAAAAUAUAUUUGGUUAAAUUUGCUUAGUUUGGCAAAGUUGACUAAUUUGAACUUUUAAUGAUUUUCUUUAAUAUAUUGAAUUGCGAGUAGGAGUUAGGACCGCUCGAUUGCACUAUAAUUUAAAUAAACACCGUAGGAUUACGACGAUUGAUAUCAACUUGUAUAAUAGUUGAUUAAUCCACACCAUCGUUUCCUCAAACGUAUUCGUUCAAAACUAAUAUCUAGCCACCUAGCGAGUACAUUAUAUGUGCGAUACACUCGAAAACUAGCACUUUAUGACGUAAUUGUUCUUAUUGACACUUGUAUAUGAUGUGUAGGUAUGGAGUAAGUGGUAUUCUAUGUUUGUAAAGAUUGUUCUUUGCUGUAAAUUCAAUCCUUCUUCUUUAUAAUGAAGAAGUCUAAUUGUUAAUCUUUGCCUUUGAAUCCAAUCUAACUGCAAACCCUAGCACCGACAAAGCAUACAGCGCGUAGCAAGCUCUAACGUCUUAUCUCAAAAAUGGCUCCAGAUAAUGCUUCACCCAUGUUUGAUGACACAAAAUUGGCAAGCAUAGAUGGGUUUAACAAGAUAUCUAGUGAAUAUAUUGAGGUUAAUUGUGGUUGUACGAGCAAAAAGUACGGCGACACAAUGGGAAUGUUGAGGAUUUUUAAUGAUGGGCUAUUCGUCAUCAGGUGUCAUUGCAUACCAGAAUGUAAGAAUGUGACUCCGUACGAGUUCGAGAAACACUCCAGGAGAGAAGGUGGCCGAAAAUGGACGAGCCAUAUUUGGGUCAUCAUCGACGGCAAAAAAGUCCCUAUCUGGAAAACUGGUCUGCUAAAGUAUUACAAGCACGCGACAAAUGAGGCCAACACCACAGACAUGUACGGUUCUCGUGGGAAACGAGUUUUCCAUCGCGAUGAGUUCAUUCGCUGCUCGCAGUGCAACAAAGAACGCAGAUUCUGCUGUAGAACCGAGAUGGACUGUCGCGACUAUCAUGAUGCUUUAGCAGUGGAGAAAUGGAAGUGUUCAGACAUGCCCUAUAACAAAAUAACCUGCGAGGAUGAGGAGGAGCGGAAGUCUCGUAAGGUACGCCGAGGGUGUCCUCGUUCGGCAACAUGUGAAGGUUGCACCCGUUGCGUGUGUUUCGGCUGCUUCAAAUGCCGCUUUUUUGACUGUGAAUGCCGGAAUUGCAUAGAUUUCAUGCAAAAUUCCGACCCUUAGACAAGGAUUUAUUUUUGCUACAAAAAUGUAUCAACUUUUUUUGAUAUAUUUAUUUUAUGUUUAUUAUGUUUCAGGACAUACAAUUAUAAAGUAUUUAAUUAAUA